Molecule: messenger RNA, 2773 nt
Organism: Molossus molossus (Pallas's mastiff bat)
Lineage: Eukaryota; Metazoa; Chordata; Mammalia; Chiroptera; Molossidae
Gene: JOSD1
Product: Josephin domain containing 1
Exons: 4
Coding region: 264-872 (202 amino acids)
Biological process (GO): protein deubiquitination
Molecular function (GO): cysteine-type deubiquitinase activity
Source: RefSeq, a predicted model, not a curated record
UAAGGUUUUAUAUGAUUUUUAAAAAAUUCUGCACUUUGACCGGAGUGGCGAAAUACACUAAUCCAAAAGUUAUUUUUCUAUAAGAAGAGGUGGAUUGUUUUCCUUUUGAUUCCAAUCUUUUCUCCCCGUGACAAAGCAUAAAUCAUGGACACCAGAAAAUAAGGUGGACCUCAGGAAUCCUGAAAAGACUCAGAAACUUACAUUCUUCCUCAGGAGGGAAGGGUGGGUGUUUUUAGCCCUCUCUGGAACCCAAAACGAAAAACAUGAGUUGCGUGCCAUGGAAAGGAGACAAGGCCAAAUCUGAAUCAUUGGAGCUGCCCCAGGCAGCACCCCCACAAAUCUACCAUGAGAAACAGCGCAGGGAGCUUUGUGCCCUGCAUGCCCUCAAUAACGUCUUCCAGGACAACAAUGCGUUCACUCGGGAAACGCUGCAAGAGAUUUUCCAGAGGUUGUCUCCGAACACCAUGGUGACCCCCCACAAGAAGAGCAUGCUGGGAAAUGGGAACUACGAUGUGAAUGUCAUUAUGGCAGCACUUCAGACCAAAGGCUAUGAAGCUGUUUGGUGGGACAAGCGCAGGGAUGUCAGUGCCAUUGCUCUCACUAAUGUCAUGGGCUUCAUCAUGAAUCUACCCUCCAGUCUAUGCUGGGGUCCACUGAAGUUGCCUCUCAAAAGGCAGCACUGGAUCUGUGUUCGAGAGGUGGGCGGUGCCUACUACAACCUUGACUCCAAACUGAAGAUGCCCGAGUGGAUUGGAGGCGAGAGCGAGCUCAGGAAAUUUCUAAAACAUCAUUUGCGAGGAAAGAACUGUGAACUCCUGCUGGUGGUACCAGAAGAGGUGGAGGCCCAUCAGAGUUGGAGGGCUGAUGUCUAACAGUUCUGCCCAACCUCCCCUCACCUCCACCCCCUAAAUCCUCCGUGAUGUGCUGUGGCUUAUACAGUGGGUCUUCCCUUGCCACUUUCCCAAACAUCUCAUCGGGUUUUCCCCCUCAGAUUUGACAGUGUGCAAUAGGCCAGACGUGUGAAAUGUUACAAGAACCAACCAGCGUUACUCAUUCCUGGGAAAGGAAGGUAGGAGCUCUGUUCUUAGGGCAGGCAAUGGAAGACCCUUGUUUUAUUUGAAGAGGGAAAGAAAGGUGGGUCCUAGCUUAUUUUCCCCUUUCCUCUGAGGACUUGACAGAGGCUCUGCUGGAGUUCACUGCUGCUCUGACUUACCUGGAGAUGCUGCCUCCAUUUCCCCUUUCCUGGCAACUAGUGGGUCUAAAGACACAGUGCAUGCAAAGUCCGUGUGACUGGUUUGAAGGGCCCAGAGCAAAAGGGCCUCUCAGGAAAUCAUUUUGAAAAUCCCAACAGCACUACAGCAUGCCUUCUCCAACCCUCAAUGCCACCCUUUACCCUAUUCUUAAUGGUGGUUUAUGGCCAUUCUUGAAGUUUUAUAAUGGAAAGUUCACUAAUAUUUCACACCAAGUGGUUGAAUCCUACAUCCUAGCGUGACAGGGUAAGCUAAAUACCUAAGAGGACAUGGCCAAAGCCAGGCAGACAUGGGCAACCUGUCUGCCUCACUCCAGCAUUGUCCCUGCCACUUCAUUACAUUAAUUUAGGAGGCUCAGGGGCACAAGAUAAGCAAAAGGGCAGUUUUCCCAGUUGACCCACUCCAGCAAAAAUCAGGAAAAAAAUAAGCCUGUCUUCAAUAUCAGAUUCCUCUAGUUUAAGACAGUUGAGUGAGGCAAGCUCGAAGAGAACAGCUGGGGUCAAGUCCAAGGCUCGGAGUCACUAGAGUGACAGCAGAGCCAGGUUGGGUGGUUAUGUGUAUUAUGUUACAGGACCUGGGUCUGUCAUCUUUCUGUAGUUUCCUUUACAAGUCAACUGAGAAUUGACCUGCCCCCUACCUCUUCAAAUAGUUGUAGGCCACUUUUCUCCUGUAACUUUGGAAAACGAGGGGGGGGUGGAGUACGUGUCAUACCACAUUGCAUGACACACUGCGUGUCACCAAAGUGGUUGUAAUUGCCUCAAGGCAGAUGGGCAGACAGGGAUCAACGUCUUGGCAGGCCUGAGAGCUGCUCCACUGGCCACAGAGUUAUCUCCAGCAGCAAAGCCAGCCAGGGGCUUGCAUGUCAAACUUGAGCAGGUUGAAUGGGGUGAAGCUGAGGCUUUCUCCUCCCCACUGUGACUGGAGUGCAUGUUUACACCAGCACUUUUUCUGCACAUUGAUCUUCAAUCCAACAAGGCCAUUUUUUUAUGCUGAGUAAAGAGGCCACCAAGCAACUACUGCAGUACACCGUCUGAGCAAUUGACUACAAUCUCUUUUGCACCAUUUUCUACAUCAGACCUGCUUGGCACCACAGACAGCUCUUUACCCCUGCACAAUGACAUUCCAACCACCACCAGCCAGAAGUUACAGCCAACCUUGCUGAUUGUCAAAAGCAGGACCUUGGGUCCAUUGGCACUGUCAGUGAUAGAUAGUAAGCCAUUUCCUGGGAAGAGGAGGAAACUCCUCUCCAAUCUGCUUCGGCCUGUGCAAAUGGCACUUCAAAGGAGUCCCCAUGUACUUGGAGUCCAUGAGCCAAUGGAAUAUGCAAAGACACUUAAACAUUUCAGGGCUGGAUUCUCUGUUCAUAUCCAAUUUUGGUGCUUAGGAACAGGGACCCAUGCUGAUGCCCAAGGGCAAAAAGCCCCAUUUCCUUUAAGGGGGCAGGCCUGACCCUGAUGCCCAGUAAAGGGGCAACCCUAGGCUUUUUGUUUUCCUUGCUUUUAUUCAACCCCCCCCCCCCUGGU